Molecule: messenger RNA, 1416 nt
Organism: Aspergillus sclerotioniger CBS 115572
Lineage: Eukaryota; Fungi; Ascomycota; Eurotiomycetes; Eurotiales; Aspergillaceae
Product: putative HIT finger domain protein
Exons: 4
Coding region: 208-1341 (377 amino acids)
Biological process (GO): maturation of LSU-rRNA from tricistronic rRNA transcript (SSU-rRNA, 5.8S rRNA, LSU-rRNA); snoRNA localization; box C/D snoRNP assembly
Cellular component (GO): pre-snoRNP complex; nucleus
Source: RefSeq, a predicted model, not a curated record
GGGGUGGUGGAUUGUCCGUCUGUCUGUGUCUGCCCCAGGCAUCCAUGGUCUAGCUUAUCGAUAAGCAGCUGAUAAGAUUUCUCAACCAGCUUUUUUUCUCUCCGCAUCUCCAUCUCCAUCUCCAUCUCUUCCUCAUUCCUAUCCCUCUAUUUAAUAUACUACUCCGUCCACACCACCCUACCCAACGCACCAGCGGACACAUCAACAAUGUCCGAACUCCCCCUCUCCGACCUCUGCUCGAUCUGCCACAUCCAACCCCCCAAAUACCGCUGUCCACGAUGCAACACCCGAACAUGCUCUCUCCCCUGCACACGUCGCCACAAACUCUGGUCCCAAUGUUCCGGCAUCCGCGACCCAGCGGCCUACCUCCGACGGAACGAACUUGCCACGGAAGCUGCCUUCGAUCGAGACUUUAACUUCAUUACCGGGAUUGAGCGCUCGAUUGAGCGGGCGGGACGCGACGCAGAGAAUAGAGGGAUUAAUGUGGGCGAGAAGGCUGGGUAUGCUCCUGGGAAUGGGGGGAAUGGGAAUGGGAAGAGGAAGAGGGGGCAGGGUGGUGGUGGUGGUGGUGUGACAAAGGGGGAAAUGGGGUUCAUGAGACGGGUGGAGAGCGCGGGGGUCAAGGUUGUUAGAGCGCCAAAGGGGAUGAGUCGGAAUAGGAGUAAUGGGUCGAGGUGGUUGGCUAAGAACCAGUGUUUGAUUUGGACGGUCGAGUGGAUCAUGGGCGAUGGGGAGAAGAAGAUGAGGAAUUGUACCGAGACGUCGACUAUUGCGGAUUCUCAUGAUCGAGUGCUUCCUCGGCCAAAGGAGGAUAAUGCAGAGCAGACGCAGACGGGAGAGAAGCCAGAGCAGGAACUUGAGCCCUCUCCGGAUGCAGCACAGGAUCCAGCAUCGACUACGGAUAAUACACCCCAGCCGACAAACGCGCCAGACAUUCCAGACACUCAGCCAGAGACUACAGAUACACUACAACCCACUCCGCACCGCGACGUCUAUUUCUACCUCCAUCGUCCGCGGACCACUACAAAGCAACCCGUUCUGAUCCCCCUGUCCCCGAAAAUGUCCAUCACAGCCGCCCUACGUGGUCACACCGUCUUGGAGUUCCCUACAAUCUACGCCCUGCCAGACUCGCCGGAUACUCUACAGGCACAGGAAGACCCCAAGUAUCUGCUCGAGGAAGACUACCUCCGCACGCACCAGUCUCCAGACGACACCAGCGAAGAUGCCGCCGAAGAGGACACCCAAUUACCCCCCGGUGCCAUCGACCUAGGCGGCGUCGACGAAAAAAAGGUGCUGGAAGUGCUCCAGAAGGAUCUGUUCGAACCUUCGGCCGCGGCAUAGACAAUCUAUAUGACUGCGGCAGCAUGCAGUCAUGACGGGAUACUUGUACAUUUACCUUUUGCUCAUAAUUCUAAC